Octopus sinensis (East Asian common octopus) is the source of this 1829-nucleotide messenger RNA. RefSeq names its product dopamine receptor 1-like. The transcript is spliced from 6 exons. Bases 727 to 1725 code for a protein of 332 amino acids. The record is from RefSeq and is a predicted model, not a curated record. Gene Ontology annotation, biological process: G protein-coupled receptor signaling pathway, coupled to cyclic nucleotide second messenger; chemical synaptic transmission. Gene Ontology annotation, cellular component: dendrite; membrane. Gene Ontology annotation, molecular function: neurotransmitter receptor activity; G protein-coupled serotonin receptor activity. Lineage: Eukaryota; Metazoa; Mollusca; Cephalopoda; Octopoda; Octopodidae.
CCGGUACAUAUGUAGAGACAUGCGACUAUACACAGUCACAUUGUUGCUGAUUGAGCAAAGCUUCGAUGAAGCGAGUAGAGGAACCAGGCUAGCUAUGAAUUAAUCUCCAUCCAGUAGAGCACACAGCUCCGUCGUCGUCGUCGUUGUCGUCAUCAUCAUCUCUCCUGCAGAUACUGAAGUCUGUUGAUGCUGUAUGGCAGCGGUUGUGUGCGUGUGCCGGCUUCUACAUAACACACGGAUUUAGCAUCUCUUCCGUAUCACACAUCAACAGCUUGCCUGCCUGAAAAACUAAGUUACUUUAUACUUACAGCUUCAUCUCAGAAGAACACCACAACUUCGCCGCAACAGGAAUAUUAUAUAUAUAUUUUUAUAUACACAUAUUUCCAUACACACACACACGCACACACACACACAUACACAUAUAUUAUAUAUACCCUAUACCAUAUACUAUAUACACUCAUAUACUUACAUGCGUGAGUUUACAGUGAUUGUAGAAGAUGUCCAACGAAAUAAUAUAAAAAAAAACAUGAAGCAAUUGAUCAGGUAAUUCAAAUGGAGAAAGUUUGGAAUGUUUUACCAAUAUCCCUUGUAUUAUUAACCAACUGGAUUUGGAGGACUUCUUUGGAUGAGUGAAAAGUAACUUUAUCAAAAAAUAUCAUAGAUUCCCUGCUCUGUCAACAGAGGAAUUUAUUCUUGUACAAGAAGUUUACCAUUCUUUGAAUAAACAUGGGUUCCUACGAAGACUCCGAUGGCUACAAAUACGUCUACACGCUCUACUACAACUCAUCAGCUGGGAAACUAAUUCCUGUUGAAGGUGAAGACGGUAAAACUCGUUAUGGAAUGGUCAUUUUCCAAGGGCUGCUGGCCUUUUGGGGAUUUCUUGCCAACUUAAUACUCAUCAUUGCCCUCGUUUCAUCGAAAAGCGCACGCCGACUGGUUAUUACCUUGUACAUACUCAGUUUGACCACCAUCCAGCUUUUGAUGUGUGUUGUAAAUCUACCAUUUGCCGUUUAUGAUGAUCUACACAAAUGGAGUCUGGGACAAAGAUUUUGUGAAGCCUGGGUUUUAAUGGACGUCACCCUCAGCUGUAUUUCUGCUCUGGUCAUUGUAAUGAUGAACAUCGAUCGUUUGAUGUUUGUCCUUGAUGCGAAACGUUAUGUGAAGAACAUGAAGGUCAUUGCUCUCAUUCUGAUGGUCAUCUUUCCAUGGCUGCUCGGCAUUUCAUUGGUCAUCAUUAUAUGGGUGAAAGGCAAACAGUUUUUCCCAGAUUUCCCAGGAAUGUGUGUCUAUGCGCUACACAAAGAAUACGCCAUGGUUUCGCCCUUUGUCAUGUAUUUCAUCCCCGCCUUAAUUAUUCUAGGUCUUACCUUCGCCAUACUGGUCACCGUGGUUCUCCAUCCUCAUCACCGACAACCUCCAGACGGAACCCAUAUGUUUGACGAACAAGGUCAACCGCAACUUCCGUAUCCGUUCCGUGAACACAACUCGCUGUUUUCCGUAUGUUUGGUCAACUUUUUUUUCCUCGCCAUGAGUUUCCCCUACAACUGCGAAAAUGCUGUCAUGGCCUUUUGUGAGACGGAUAAUUGCAUGCCACCUUCAGACCGGCCACAUAUUUUCUAUUUGUUAGGGAUAUCAUUUCUCGGACUAAACCCGCUGCUGUGGUUAACGUACCAGGAGGUCCGUGGUGCUUUUCUCCGAAUAUUUGAAAAUAUAUGUAAAAGAUAAAUGGUAACAGAAACGAAAAAACCUGAAACGAAACGAAGAUUCUUGUUUAAAAAAUAAGAGAAAAAAUGAAAUUUAAAACGGAAAUAAUUUUGAAAUAUUUGUUA